AUGCCCGCACAAACUCUUCCUCCCGACAUCCUACGGGAGAUACUGGAUCACGUCGCAGCUGCCGAACCAGCUGGCUAUGACUUUCACUCGAGUUCGUACAAACUGGGCUGGAUAUCAACCACACACGUCUGCAGAAGCUGGAGAUACGUUGGGCUAGGUGCUGCAGCCCUAUGGGCAGACGCGGCCUGCGCCUUUCCGAAUCCUACCAUCGCGGACGAGCUCAUUACGCGCGCUCGCGCUUGUCCUUUGAAUAUGACAGAUAUCAUUCACGACGAGAAGGGCACCGACUCGCAUUUAUACCGUCGCUCUCGAUUGCUGCCGCUGGACUGGGCCCUCAAAUAUAGAAGCCGCGCUCACCACCUCAGAUGUACCAUUUCCAAGGCAGCCAUCGUUCGUGGUGAUGCCGAAGUCAAUAUCUUGUUUAAGGAUCCUCUACCUGUCGCCAAAUUUGUGUCGAUUGAGGUGGAAGGUCAUCGACGUGACAAAUCUGCCACACCCACGUUCAUCGUAGCCCUCAACGCUCCUGUUUUGAGCUGCAUCUACUCGAUUGGUGUGCUGCCGUCCCCAACAUCGACGCUGCCUAGCCUUCGCAGCCUACAUCUACAUCUGAAGACUAACAAGGCCAGGCCCAUGGAUGAAAUGACCAAUCUGUAUGACGUGCUGCGGGGUUUACCUCUGUUAGAAUUUGUCACUCUACGUAUGGACGGCGCGGUCAAAUUGUCGCGUGUGGAUAGGACCACUGUUCACCUCGAACACCUGAUAUCCUUCGAUGCGCACUGCUGCCCCGCGCGAGCUUUGGACAUGCUCGAGACCAUUGUCGCCCCUUCCCUGGAAGAGAUCCUUGUAAACACUCGCGGCGAAGAAACGAGCAGCGAGUUCGUAGCACAAGUCCUCGCUCUUCAACAACGACGCCAGCCUCAGCUGCUCAACGAGGAAUUCAUAUCCGUGUCGGACACAUCCCUAUCUCUGGCCGAUACCGCAUCGGACGAGCCGAAGCUAGUCCUCCGAUUUCCCCAGCAGACGGGGUUGAGCUUUGUGGAGCUUCUGUUGGCGCUGCCACAAUAUUCGGACGUUACCCGAUACCAUUAUUGUGCGCUCGUGGUGCCGGGUCGUGCGAUACACUAUGGCCUAUAUGCCGCCAUGGUUGCCAUAGGACGGGCAAUGACACGGGUCACUACGCUUGUGCUCAGCGGGGAGGUUCAUCAACAUUUACUAUGGAUCCUUCAAUCAACGACAGACGGCGAAUCCUCCGCGGUCGUGCCGUUUCCGUCCUUGCAAACGCUGGGUUUGGGCAUGGUGGACCUCCGUCCACUGCCACUAGACAUGUGGGCUGGGAAAACUCUGGCAAAGAACACGCUGUCGUGGUGGAACGUCAUGAUGGAUGUGCUGGAAAGUCGUUCUGAGAAGGGGAGCGGCGUCAGAUGCUUGACGUUUGAGGGAUGCGAUUGUGCGCGGGGAGUGUGCACGCGGGAAGCGUAUCUCGACUUGUUUCCUAUGUAG
Messenger RNA from Peniophora sp. CBMAI 1063, 1500 nucleotides. The record is from the annotation of a GenBank genome assembly. Lineage: Eukaryota; Fungi; Basidiomycota; Agaricomycetes; Russulales; Peniophoraceae.